CACUGAGGCAAAUACUAACCAUUCUAAUACUUUCCAUCAAAAAGAGCAAAACCCCAAGAUUCCAAAGAAAAAACACAGGCAUCGGUCCACAGCUUUAAUCUUGCUGAUGGACGGCGCAAGUCCAAUCAAAUUUUCCUGUAGAGAAAUCGGAACCCUCCAAUCUUACGGCUGAGAGCCAAGUGCAUCCAUAAUCAAAGAAGCCUAUCACUUUAAAAGACACGUGUAUUCGUAUGGUUGGCCAACACAUCAAAGGCCCCUUUCUCUAGGUCGAGGAGUGCAUUAAGAUAAAGUGCGAAUCCACCACCGUCCGAUCCUUACUCCUCGCCACAUCCCGCCGUCCAAUACGUACAAAACGGGCACAAACUCUGUACUCUUUUCUCUGCAAGUUUCCCUCUGUCCAAACCCCAAAAACCCAUCCCAGAAAAAUAAAGAAAAAGGAAAAAUAGCUUAAUUUCCAUAUCCAUUUCAAAAUGCAAGCUCUUAACCGAUCUCCCAUGGCUCUUCGCCUUCAGAUCAUAUCUUCUCCUCUGUCUCAGUCUCCAAAGCCAAACUUAAUUCAGAACCUCCGCUCGUCUUUCACCGGAGUUUCAAUAAAAUUACGACCAAAACUUGCCGGAAAAGUUGCCAGAAAUCGCAGGGUUUCUGGCGCUGUGAUGAUGGAUAGUGCGGCCGCAAGCUAUGCCACUGCUUUAGCAGACGUCGCGAAACACAGUGGAACCCUAGAAACGACGAGCUCAGACUUGGAGAAGAUCGAAUCCAUCUUCAAGGACGAUCAAAUCUUUGAAUUUUUCACGAACCCUGUCGUCUCCAUUGAAAACAAACGAGAGGUUCUCGACCAGAUCACUGAAUCGGCGAAGUUGCAGAGGUCAACAGCAAAUCUUCUCAACAUUCUUGUCGAUGCAAAGAGAUCAGAGCUCAUCAGAGACAUAGUGAAGGAGUUUGAAGUGGUGUAUAACAAGCUUACUGAUACAGAGCUGGCCAUUGUUGGAUCGGUCGUGAAGCUCGAAGGCCAACAGCUUGCUCAGAUAGCGAGCCAGGUCCAGAGGCUCACUGGCGCAAAGAAUGUCAGGAUAAAGACGGUGAUAGAGCCUGAGCUUUUGGCUGGGUUCACCAUUAGGUAUGGGAGCUCUGGUUCAAAGUUGAUUGAUAUGAGUGUGAAGAAGCAGUUGCAGGAGAUAGCAGGGCAGCUUGACUUGGAGGAGAUGGUGGGUUCUUUCGCGGCCUAGAGAGAGAAAAGAUGGGCUUUUUUCAAUGGCUUGGUUGCGUUUAAAAAGAAAAAUGGGUAGGGAUCUCAUGAAGACUGGCUAUGGGUAAAGGGUGGGCUUUUGAGGUUUUCAGGAUUUCUGUCUCUCUCUCUCUCUCUGUGAAUGUAAGCCCCCUUCUACCUCUCGGAUUAUUGAAGGUUGCUCUCUUAAUCAAACAUCUCUCUCUGUGGAUCAAGAGGUUUUCUGGUUGAGUGUAUGGAGUAAUAAAUUGAAUGGUUUUUACAGUUUCCCCAUUCAAGAAAAUAAUAUCCCUUUAUAUAUUAUCGGAAAACUGGCCUGUACCUCUCCUGUGAAAAUCAGGGUUGAAUGCGCCCCUCUCGCUAUAAAGAACCUUACUUUGAGAUUUGA
Molecule: messenger RNA, 1613 nt
Organism: Amborella trichopoda
Lineage: Eukaryota; Viridiplantae; Streptophyta; Magnoliopsida; Amborellales; Amborellaceae
Product: ATP synthase subunit delta, chloroplastic
Biological process (GO): proton motive force-driven ATP synthesis
Cellular component (GO): membrane
Molecular function (GO): proton-transporting ATP synthase activity, rotational mechanism
Source: RefSeq, a predicted model, not a curated record